AUGCGUCCGCGUGACCCUCGCUUCGAGGAUUCCAGUGGCACUUUCAGUUCCGAUGGAUUUGGGAAGGCGUACUCUUUUCUGGAAGAGUACCGGGCAGAAGAGCUCGAAAAGUUGAAGGAAGCCAAGCAAAGGUUGCAAGAGUUGCGCAAGAAGCGUCCAAAGGAUUCGAUGAUAGCGGCACAGGAGGACGAGAUUGCGAAAGAGAUCAAGCACCGAGUGCAGCAGGACAAGCAGAGGAAACACAUCGGUCGGCUUCAAGAUGCCGAGAGGGUGCUGAAGGCCGAGGAGAGGCAGAAGGUGAAGGAGACUGGCAAGGUACCUUAUUUUCAUCGGAAGAAGGCAGCGAGACAGCUGCUAGUGGAGAAGAAGAAGAAGGAGGAGAAGGGGAAGACAGGCAGGCACAAGUUGGAGGAGCGCAGGGAGAAGAAGCUCGCGGCGCGCGAGAAGAAGAAGAUCCCAACAAGACGCGUGUGA
This is a messenger RNA of Symbiodinium sp. CCMP2592, 474 nucleotides long. Lineage: Eukaryota; Dinophyceae; Suessiales; Symbiodiniaceae. The record is from the annotation of a GenBank genome assembly.